CCUUCUUCACUCUCCCUCCGAACUCUUCCCUCCUCAAUACCUUUCAUCCCACAACUCUCUCUUCAGGUACACCCCUACGCGGUCAUCGCGCGAUCUCUGAGGGUUCCACCCAAUCGGAGUCCUAGUAGAUUCUCACCGACAAGCGUCCUAUUCGACCUCGCCUCACCUUUCAUUCGCGCAAUCCCCGAGCUCGAUAGCUCGAACUCAUCAUUCACCGAGUACCUUCCACUUAUUCUACUCCCCUCCCAGUGAGCUUAACCGAAGUUCGCUGGCAAAAUGCCCGACGUCAAGAGGAAUGUCCGGCUGGUCACAGAACAGCAUGUUGUAAACAAAGAUUCGGGUGUUGAAGGGUUCCCCCUCCGGGCGUGGUCUAUUGAGAUUUACCUGGUCAAUGACCACGGAGAGCAAGUGCCGGCCAACGUCUUCGACAAGGUGACGUAUACACUUCAUCCUAGUUUCGGGGAUCGGUCCAUUCAAACCUUCAAGAACCCCCCAUUCAGGAUUUCAGAAGAAGGAUGGGGUGAAUUCGAUAUGCAAAUCACCCUUCACGCCGACAAGGAUCAUUACUUGACACACGACCUCAACUUUGCACAGACACGCUACGAGUCCAAGCACGUCAUCACAUUUAAAAACCCCAAGCCUGCCUUAUUGGCAACCCUUCGUGAAUCUGGCCCCAUUCCCGGAGACGAGAACGGUAUGAAAUCUAAGCGUUCCGCAGCUAGCGAAGAAGGAUCAAAGAAGAAGAAACGAACAGAGAAGAGUGUGGAUAUGGACAAGUUAGCCGACGGCCUCCAACGACUCGGAGAAGAUGAUCUUCUCCAAGUGGUGCAGAUGGUACACGACAACAAAGCCCCAGACUCGUACACCAAGAAUGACGUCGAACAGGGAGAGUUCCAUGUCGAUCUUUAUACCCUACCAGACACCCUGAUCAAGAUGCUGUGGGAUUUCACGCAAGAGAAGGGCGCUCUGUGAAUUGUUUUGGGGGAAGCAUUUUCCUUCUCCAUCUCCAUCUCCAUCUACCUGUUUGCAUCACUGUCGCUUUUUUCCUUUUAUCCUGGUCUGCUUCCUUUAUCUUCUUACCCCAACUGCUUUUUUGUAUUUCUGAUCAAUGGGCCGUACGAUGAAUGGGACAAGGCACCGGCCCUGACACAUCAAACGUAUUGAAAAAAAAAAAAAAAAAAAAA
Molecule: messenger RNA, 1184 nt
Organism: Aspergillus caelatus
Lineage: Eukaryota; Fungi; Ascomycota; Eurotiomycetes; Eurotiales; Aspergillaceae
Product: putative transcription initiation factor subunit (TAF30)
Exons: 7
Coding region: 277-972 (231 amino acids)
Biological process (GO): chromatin remodeling; regulation of transcription by RNA polymerase II
Cellular component (GO): Swr1 complex; NuA4 histone acetyltransferase complex
Molecular function (GO): histone binding
Source: RefSeq, a predicted model, not a curated record